Hydra vulgaris (swiftwater hydra) is the source of this 2437-nucleotide messenger RNA. RefSeq names its product protein HID1. NCBI's taxonomy places the organism in Eukaryota, Metazoa, Cnidaria, Hydrozoa, Anthoathecata, Hydridae. Gene Ontology annotation, cellular component: membrane; Golgi trans cisterna; Golgi medial cisterna. The record is from RefSeq and is a predicted model, not a curated record.
UUCUAAAGGCAGUGUUUACAGUUGCAAAUAUUUCUUAAAAAUGUGUAAAACUGUCUGAAUGAAAAAUGGGCGCAGCAGAUAGUAAGUUGAACUUUCGACAGGCAGUUGUACAACUUACUUCCAAGAAAACACCAAUAGAAGUGAGCGAUGAGGCAUUCUGGGAACAGUUUUGGAUGGAUUCUAUAACUAAUGUAAAUGAUGUUUUUGCUCUUAUACCAGCUGCAGAAAUACGCACUUUAAGAGAAGAAUGCCCUUCAAAUCUUGCUACUUUAUGUUACAAGUGUGUAGAAAAACUUGUAAAUGCUGCAUCUAAUGGUUGUGCUGGUCAACAUGAACAUACAGCUGUUUUAAAUUGUACUCGUUUACUGACUCGUCUCAUGCCAUACAUAUUUGAAGAUAUAGAUUGGAGAGGAUUUUUUUGGUCAACAGUUCCUGGUCAGGGGGAAGUAGAACAUAUGGCAAAUGAAAAUGCAGAUGAUGUUUCAACACCUCUUGCCCAGUCUCUGGUUGCUGCUGUGUGCGAUCUACUUUUUUGUCCAGAUUUUACAGUUUAUGCUAAAAGAACUGGUCCAGACAAUCCAGAAGAUCUUGCAAGUAUAGAUAGUUGUGCAUAUAUUUGGGAAGCUGGGGUUGGUUUUGCUGCAUCUCCACCGCAUAUUACAUUGCAUGACCUACAUCGUACAGAGCUUUUAAAGUUGUUGCUUACGUGUUUUUCUGAAGCAAUGUAUUUAUCACCAUCAGAAGCUCCUACAGCAGAGAACAAGUGGCUACAAUAUUUUGCCUCUUCAGAAAACAGACAUGCUCUUCCUCUAUUUACUUCGCUAAUUAAUGUGGUUUGUGCUUAUGACCCAAUCGGAUAUGGUGUGCCAUACAAUUAUGUGAUGUUUUCUGAUACUCGCGAGCCAAUGAUAGAAGUUUCAUUACAGCUUCUUAUAGUGGUUUUGGAUUAUGAUAUGGAGCAUCAGCAAAUCAUGGACCAUGUUAAUAAUCCAGAUCAAGUCUAUGAGGGACAUGGUCCCGAAAAUCUGUUUUGUAACUAUUUGACUCGAAUACACAGAGAAGAGGAUUUUAAUUUCAUUUUGAGAGGAAUUACUGGUUUACUUCAAAAUCCCUUAAUACAGACUUACUUACCUAACUCAUGCAAAAGAAUCAAUUUUCAUCAAGAGCUUUUUGUAUUAUUUUGGAAACUUUGUGAUCUAAACAAGAAAUUUUUAUUUUACGUGCUGAAAAGUAGUGAUGUUCUAAAUAUACUUGUUCCAAUCCUCUAUCAUUUAAAUGACUCACGUGGAGAUCCAUCACGUAUUGGACUUAUGCACAUUGGUGUGUUUAUUUUACUGUUACUUAGUGGAGAAAGAAAUUUUGGUGUUCGUCUCAAUAAACCAUACUCUAUGAGAAUUCCAAUGGAUAUACCUGUGUUCAAUGGAAGUCAUGCUGAUUUUUUGAUUAUUGUGUUUCAUAAAAUUAUAACUACUGGUCAUCAACGCCUGCAUCCUCUAUUUGAUUGUCUUUUAACAAUAAUUGUUAAUGUUUCUCCUUAUUUAAAAUCACUAUCGAUGGUUGCUGCAAACAAACUGUUGCAUCUUUUAGAGGCUUUUUCAACUCCAUGGUUUUUGUUUGCAAAUUCAACCAAUCACCACUUAGUAUUUUUUCUUCUGGAAACAUUUAAUAACAUUAUUCAGUACCAGUUUGAUGGAAAUGCUCACAUGGUAUAUGCAAUCAUUCGGAAACGCAACGUAUUUCAUCAGAUGGCUAAUCUCCCAACUGAUCCUUCUACUGUAAAAAAGCCUGGAAAAACUAUAGAUAGAAAAGACACAGAUUCUGUAUCAUCAGAAGAAGGAAAUUUCAGGCAACCUAGAUUAGAAAACAUUCCAACUACAACCAGAACUGUUCAAAAUCCAAAUUCUUCUGAGCAAAUUACCAUGCCAGAAUCAAGUCAAGGUGAAGGUGUGUAUGAUGUUACGGCAAACAGAGAAAAAAACUUGAGACAAACAGAAAAAGGAGUAUUUAUUCCUACGGUAGAUUGGGUAUAUUCAUGGAAGCAAAAACUUCCACUACAGACUAUAAUGCGACUGUUGCAAGUUCUUGUACCUCAAGUAGAAAAGAUAUGUAUAGAUAAAGGGCUUACCGACGAAUCAGAAAUCAUAAAGUUUUUGCAACACGGAACCUUAGUUGGAUUGCUGCCGGUUCCACAUCCAAUAUUGAUUAGGAAAUACCAGGCAAACAGUGGUACACAACUUUGGUUUCGAACUUAUAUGUGGGGAAUCAUCUACUUACGAAACAUUGAUCCGCCCAUAUGGUACGAUACCGACGUUCGGCUUUUUGAGAUUCAAAGAGUUUGAUUUAAAUGCAUUGAAUUUUUGCUUCAGCAAAUUUAUUUAUUUUACAAUAUAUUUUAUUUAUACUAGCUUUGCUUGGUGUCUAAAAUAAUUCUAAUGAA